UGACACAAAAAGAAAAAGCAGAAGGUUUUUGAUUGGAUCAUUAAAAACGUUUGUUUGUUUCUUAACAAAUUGUGGAAUAAUAAAUAAGUCAUAAUAAAUAAGUCAAAUAAAUAAUUUACUACAAGAUCAUUACAGAUCUUUGAAUAAAUUUAAGGCAUACGCGUUUUAUGUCAAAGUGAUUUUACAUAUUUAAGUGUCAAGAAUGAAUAAUGGUGAAAGUCAACCGAUGGAGGUUGAACCUCCUCAAAAUGAUGUUACAACUCCAUUAACUGAUUCAAUAAACAUGGAAAUCAUAGAGAAAGAGGUUUUAUCUUCAAAUAUUGAUUCUACAGUAAAAAAAGAUAAAACUGAAGAUGUUAAAGAGAAGCAUGAAGAGUUAAAUAAGAAUGCUAUUUUAGCAGUUUUGCAAUUUCUAAAAAAACAUAAUCUUCAGGAAACUGAGGCCAUUUUAAGAAAAGAAACUAAGAUAACUGAUGAUGAUAAAGCCUCAGAGUCAGCACAAAGUGAAUCUGAUGUGAGCAGUGUUUUGUCUACGUACAAAAGUGAAGGGGAUCCAGACAUUUAUGAAGACACUUAUAUAAGUUUGAAGAAAUUCAUUGAAACAUCUUUGGAUACAUACAGGCAUGAAUUGUCUAUGAUACUUUAUCCAGUUUUUGUUCAUAUGUAUUUAGAACUUGUCUACAAUGAGCACGAAUCUCAAGCUCUAUAUUUUAUGGACAGAUUUGGACCUGAACAAGAAGAAUAUUAUUUAGAAGAUGUAAAAAAACUAUCGUGUUUGACUAAAAAGGAUCACAUGAAGGGGAACGAAUUCAUGGAUAAUUUUAGAUCAGGACAAUUCACUGUAAGGAUGUCCAGAGAUACUUACAAUUUUCUGAAAAGACAUCUUCAGGAUAAGAAACACAAUGUUUUACAAAAUAUAAUUCAAGAACAUUUGUAUCUUGAUGUGUAUGAAGGAAUCUCUCGAACCAAAUCGCAGAUCGAUAGUACUGCUGGUGCUCUCGCUGGUGAAGCUGCCAGACAAGCUAAUAAAUCCAAAGUAUUUUAUGGAUUACUGAAAGAACCUGAUAUUCAGAUUCCACUUGAUGAUGAAGAUGAGGGUCAAGAUGGUGAUGAUAAGCCGAAAAAAAAGAAACCAAAGAAAGAUCCUUUGUUAUCAAAAAAGUCUCGUAACGAUCCAAACGCUCCUCAAGCAAAUCGCAUUCCUCUGCCAGAAUUGCGUGAUGCUGAUAAACUAGAUAAAAUUAAUGCUUUAAGGGAAGCUCAGAAACGUGUUCGCUUGGGCCCAAAUAAUUUGCCAUCUAUUUGUUUUUAUACAUUCUUGAAUUCUCAUCAAGGAGUUACAUGUGCUGAAAUAAGUGAAGAUUCUAGUCUGUUAAGUGCUGGAGCUUCAGACUCUUUAGUACGGAUAUGGAGCUUAAAUUCCAAUAAACUGAAAGCAAUGAAACCUGCUCAGGAACUUGAAAAUAUUGACAAAGAAGCUGAUGACGUACUGUAUAGGAUGAUGGAUGAAAGAAAUGCAUGUGAUAUAAGAACAAUGGUUGGACAUAGUGGUCCUGUUUAUUCUACUAGUUUCAGUCCUGACAGAAAUCUUCUACUUUCAUGUUCUGAAGAUGCUACAGUUCGAUUGUGGAGUUUACAAACUUGGACAAAUGUUGUUUGUUAUAAAGGACAUUGCUUUCCGAUAUGGGAUGUUAAAUUUAGUCCAUAUGGUUAUUACUUUGCAUCCUGUGGACAUGAUAGAACAGCCCGAUUGUGGGCAACAGACCAGUAUCAACCUGUCAGAGUUUUUAGUGGACAUGUAUCUGACGUCGAUUGUAUUCAAUUUCACCCUAAUUCAAAUUACAUAGCUACUGGCUCAAGUGAUAGGACCAUAAGGUUAUGGGAUGUUUUAUCCGGGAGCUGUGUCAGAGUCAUGACUGGUCAUAAGGGAGCUGUGUAUAAUUUAGCAUUUUCAACUUGUGGUAGAUUUCUUGCAUCUGCUGGAUCGGACAAAAAAAUACUCAUUUGGGAUAUUGCAUAUGGUCAUUUGUUGGCAGAACUUACCGGUCACCAUGAUACUAUUUAUUCCUUAUGUUUCAGUCGAGAAGGAACUGUACUAGCUUCUGGUGGAUUAGACAAUUGUAUAAAACUAUGGGACAUCAGUAAAUUAUUGGAAGAAAUAGAUUUGGAAGAUCUAAAUAUUUCACAUGCACCAACUGUCAAGAAUACCAGUGAUGCUUAUUUACUGGGAACAUUCAAAACUAAAUCUACACCUGUGCUAUCUUUGCAUUUCACUAGAAGAAAUCUGUUAUUAUCUGCAGGAAUGUAUCUUGGUUAAUUUUUUUGUUAUUUCUUUUGUAAAUUUAUUCAUUAUAUUAUCAAAACUUAGGGUUGAUGAAUUUUCAGUUGUUUUAUUAAUUCAUAAUGUAAAUAAACAUUCACAUUUUAUAAAUAAGUCAUUUGUAAAAAAAUUUUUAAAUCUUAAAUGCCAACCGAAACUUGAUGGUGCCAUUUCAAUUAAAAUCUAUUGUCAUCUAAAUUAAAAUCUAUCAGUUUAUAAGUGUUGCAGAAAUAUUUAAACUAGCAAAUCAAAUGGUAUUACAAGUUGCUUUACAUAUACAGGAAAAAUUCGUUAUUAGCGAUAAUUUGUGGUAGCAGACGAAAUUGUCCUAAUAGCAAGCUUGUCUUUAAAGCAAACAAAUACAUAUGUUUAAUAUUAAAAUAGCAAUAAAAAAGAAUGAAAAAUUUUACAUAUAUAUAUAUAUAUAAUUUUUUAUUUUAUUGAACAACUAUUUUAGAGUAGACUAUUUUUGCCGAUAGAUUGUAGACGGAUUAACAUUGUUGAUCUGUAAUUGAUGAAAGGCAGAAAUGUCUGCGACAGUAGUGUUGUGAUAACAAGUUUCCAAAUCAUAACCAGUUUUUAAAAGAAAAUAAAAUGAGUUGCAAUCUC
Parasteatoda tepidariorum (common house spider) is the source of this 2929-nucleotide messenger RNA. RefSeq names its product TATA-box binding protein associated factor 5 (gene Taf5). Gene Ontology annotation, biological process: transcription initiation at RNA polymerase II promoter. NCBI's taxonomy places the organism in Eukaryota, Metazoa, Arthropoda, Arachnida, Araneae, Theridiidae. Gene Ontology annotation, cellular component: transcription factor TFIID complex. Gene Ontology annotation, molecular function: protein binding; RNA polymerase II general transcription initiation factor activity. The record is from RefSeq and is a predicted model, not a curated record.